Molecule: messenger RNA, 609 nt
Organism: Hippoglossus stenolepis (Pacific halibut)
Lineage: Eukaryota; Metazoa; Chordata; Actinopteri; Pleuronectiformes; Pleuronectidae
Product: interferon alpha-inducible protein 27-like protein 2B
Exons: 4
Coding region: 159-443 (94 amino acids)
Biological process (GO): apoptotic signaling pathway
Cellular component (GO): membrane; mitochondrion
Source: RefSeq, a predicted model, not a curated record
UUUUCCUCAGCAGUCCAGUGGAGACGCCCCCUAGUGUUCAGAUUGUACCACAGUUUCGUUUCUGAGGAAACCUUCAUGAAGUGAAUAAAUACCAGUCCAGCUCGAGGCUGCUCACAACAGAGGAAAAACACUACAGAAAGGAGAGCAGAGAAAAAACCAUGGACCCUGUGACAGGUGCAGCAGUUGUAGGAGGUGCAGUAGUGGCUGUGGUCGGGGCCCCACUUGCUCUGGCAGCCGCAGGUUUCACCUCAGCUGGAAUUGCAGCAGGUUCACUGGCUGCUAGUAUGAUGUCGGUUUCUGCAGUGGCUAGCGGAGGUGGAGUGGUAGCUGGAGGUGCAGUGGCUGUUUGCCAAUCAAUAGGUGCGGUUGGUCUGUCGGGGGCCACUGCAGCUGUCGCCAGUGUUGGAGCAGCUGGGGGGUUGUUGGCACGCCUCUUUUUCUGAAUAAUCAACAAUUGGUUAUCCUGUUAAUCUAAUGAAGCAAGUGAUGAAGCAGCAUGUUUAUGUUCUGAAAUGUUUGGAAAGUUGUCUGGUUUGCAGUUACCUGACAUGAUGUUUCAUUGUUUGAAUCUUACAUCUCACAAAAUAAAAGCAACCACGUUAAAACACA